AUGAAUGUGGAGAGCGAGCUGCUGUGGCCCUGCGUGGCCCUGCUGCUGCUGCUGGGGACUGUGGCCGGCCUGUGCGUGCGCUGCUCCCGCCCAGCCGUGAAGAAGUCCGAGAAGAUCUAUGAGCAGAGGAGCCUGGAAGAGAAUCAACAGAACUUUGCGGUGGCCCGGACCUAUUCCUUGAUCAGGCAGGCCUGGCCCGGGCCCCUGGUGGAUGCAGACUCUGACGUAGCGCCAACAAGGAAGGACAAGCUGCUGAGGUUCUCCCCCAGCCUCGAGGAUUCUGAGUCCUCCAGGUACCAGAACUUCAGCAAAGGGAGCAGACAUGGAUCCAGAUCCAGAUCCGAUGCAGCCUACAUAGAACCCAUCACCACGGACUAUUACAACUGGGGGCAGAUCCAGAAGCCCAGGGAAGAUGACGAUGAUGACGACACCAAUUCCUACGAGAACGUGCUCAUCUGCAAGCCGAAGGACCCCGAGUCGGGCGACGAGGGAUCCGAGGAUUACCAGAACUCGGCAUCCAUCCGGCAGUGGCGGGAGUCCAGGAGGGCCGUGGAGCGAGUCCCGAGGGAAGAGCCUCUGUCCCUGGCAGGCAGCCCAGACGAGGACAGCGAGGACCCCGAUUACGUGAAUCAGAAUGUGGCAGCCACAGAAGUCUAGGAAGGAUCUGGAAGGAAGAGUCUCGUCUAUCUCGUCUCCU
Molecule: messenger RNA, 697 nt
Organism: Odobenus rosmarus divergens (Pacific walrus)
Lineage: Eukaryota; Metazoa; Chordata; Mammalia; Carnivora; Odobenidae
Gene: LAT2
Product: linker for activation of T cells family, member 2
Exons: 12
Coding region: 1-657 (218 amino acids)
Biological process (GO): calcium-mediated signaling; B cell activation; B cell receptor signaling pathway
Cellular component (GO): plasma membrane
Source: RefSeq, a predicted model, not a curated record